AUGCUCUCCCAGGGGUCAAUGCUCUCCCAGGGGUCAAUGCUCUCCCAGGGGUCAAUGCUCUCCCAGGGGUCAAUGCUCUCCCUGGGGUCAAUGCUCUCCCAGGGGUCCCCUGUUUCCAUCGACAAGUGGUUGUUAAAGAAGACACACAGCCUGCCCAUUGCUUUGUCAGCUUUAAGAGAUGCGUCCAAGACAAAUGUCCCCGAGGACUUUGACAUCGACAUGGACGACCCUGAGACGGCGAAGGCGGCUGUGGCCAUCCAGUCGCAGUUCAGGAAGUUCCAGAAGAAGAAAACCGAUAAGUCCUAG
This is a messenger RNA of Knipowitschia caucasica, 306 nucleotides long. Lineage: Eukaryota; Metazoa; Chordata; Actinopteri; Gobiiformes; Gobiidae. The record is from the annotation of a GenBank genome assembly.